AUGGCCUUUACGCUACGCAAGAAGAGCGGUGCCACCAAAUCGUUUCACAGGUACUAUCACGAUAUCAAGCUCGAAUGCGGAUUUGACGUGAAGGUACUACGCAGUGAAAAUGGCACUGAGUACCGAAAUGACGAUAUGACUAGAUUGUGUCGGCAAAAGAUGAUCAAACAGGAGUUCACAGUGCCCUACGAUCCGGAGCAGGAUGGCAUGGCAGAGCGACUGAACCGCAUACUGGAUCAAGAUGACGCGUUGUACGCUGAGCGAGGCUAA
This is a messenger RNA of Peronospora matthiolae, 270 nucleotides long. Lineage: Eukaryota; Oomycota; Peronosporomycetes; Peronosporales; Peronosporaceae. The record is from the annotation of a GenBank genome assembly.